Marchantia polymorpha subsp. ruderalis is the source of this 2464-nucleotide messenger RNA. The record is from the annotation of a GenBank genome assembly. Lineage: Eukaryota; Viridiplantae; Streptophyta; Marchantiopsida; Marchantiales; Marchantiaceae.
GAUUGGAGCUCAUCUUUGAUUGUUAGUCUCGACCUUGUAGACACAAAGAACAACAUCCUUAUAUACGCUUCCAUGGUUCUUACUUCUUUGCUUCCCAGCUUUCCUUGGCAUGAUUUCUUGCUUUUCUGGUCGUUGUCUGUCCAGCAUUCCCCUCUUUUAUGUACGCUUCGCUGGAAAGUUAAUCGAUUGGUUGCAUACUGCCCUUAUGCCGUCAAGGGUCAAGUCGUUGAUUCCUGUUAUUACUCCUUCUAGUAGCUGUAUGUGAAUAUUUGGUAUAAUAACCUUCAUGCGCUGCAAGAUAUGCCACCUUCAAAUAUGGAUUGAGGGUCAAGCCUCUGUAUCAUCUGAUCAAAAGUUUGUACUCGUCCUCCCAAUCGCAAUCUGUAUAGGAGUGGUCGAAGGUCUCGUUGGAAGAAGUUGUCGUGGUGAAGAAAUAUGGAUGCUUUGGCGGUACUGAGGGAGUACACUGUUCGCAAUGAUUUGGAAAAUGUGAAGCUUAUGGGUGAUGAGUACUUUUUUGGAGAGGAUUACAGAUUUCCGAGGAACGUUGAAACUGCUUACAGGUCAAAGCAGGGUAGCUUAUACACUCUCGAGUCUCUGGUUUUUUUCGUGAGGAACAAACAUGUGAAGCACACGGAGUAUAUGCAGCAGGCGCGAGGAUUGAAGCUUCAGAUUGUCACCUACACGGACAGAAAACCAUUGCAAGAUUACUUGGAAGGGAAAGUCUCUUCCACGGAUUCUAUUGAACUCGUGCCCACGUCUACAGGGCUGCCGCCCAGGGAAGACAGGCCGAAGAGACGACCUGAAGAGGAGAAUGAAGCUGUCGGGAGCGAUGAUAACAACGCACCUAGCAAAAGGAUGAGGAUGGAAGCUGAAGAUUAUUCCAAAGAUGCAGGUAUCUUUGUUUCAGACUCAUCAGGAAAGAGUCUGAUCGAGAUUAUACGCGAUAGGGAGAGACCUGUCAGGGAUAGGGAGUCUAUACUUAUUUGCCACAACAAAAACUUUCAAGGCGUAUUAGCUUUGCUGAAAGGUAGAGAUGACGAAAGGCGAAGAGCUGACGAUCAAGUGAAGAAAGAAGCAGAGAAGCCAGUUGAGCAACCUGGGAUGCCUACGUCGAACUCUGCCAGUCGCUAUGUGAAUGUAGAGGAGAAAAGAUUCUGGAAGGAUCACUUGGGGACGGAUGCUGCUGAGGAGCUCGGUAUCGAUCCAUCUCAGUCUUACGCUGAUUCGAUUAAGCCUAAGGACAAUGCUAGACCAAAGCCAGACACACGAAUAGGUCGCCCUCCUAGCCAACACUUGCAUCAUAGGCCUCCUCUUUCCUCUUCCGGCCAUAAGAAACCUGAGGGUCCUCCCAUAAUUAUUGUUCCCAGCGCGUCGCAAACCAUGUUGAACACAUACAACGCCAAAGAGUUUUUCGAGGAUGGAGUGUAUGUCGCCCCAGAUGUCAAAGCCAAAUCUCUCACUAAGAAACCAGAGGAUGUAGUGAUCUACAGAAAGAUGGGACGAGAUCACCCCGUCAAAUACGAGAUUAGGGACAAACCUUCUGUAUUUUCGAAGAAAGAUUGGGAGCGGGUGGUCGCUAUCUUCGUUCUCGGAAAAGAAUGGCAGUUCAAGGACUGGCCCUUCAAGGACCACGUUGAGAUUUUCAACCAAAUUUUAGGGAUCUUCUUGCGAUUCGAGGAUGAUAGCGUGGAAUCAGCACAGAAAGUGAAGCAAUGGAAUGUUAGAAUUUUGUCUCUAAGCAAGCACAAGCGACACCAAGACAGAACCGCAGCGCUUGCAUUUUGGGAUAGCUUGGACAAGUCUGUCAAGUCGCGUAAAUUGAAUGUUAUUAUUUGAGGACUUCCUCGGGAGAAUUCUUCGAUACCUCUAUUACAGGGUUACUUCGACACAAUUCUGGCCACCAAUUUGUGUACGAAGCCUCUCAGAAUUCUGGCCAGCAAAGGUCAGUGUGAACCACUGUCGAUAGAGUCCUUUGAUACUACGGUUGCACCUCUUUGUUUUACUCUAUUGCAACCUGCUAGCUUUCAAGAAGGAGAAGGGGAAGGGGGCGUAACAAGAUGAUUUUUCUUUUCAACAUAGGCUAUGUAACGUACAUCUUCUAGCUGAAAGUUUUGGUGUGUGUUGGGUCCUGAGCUGUUCAAGUGGAUAUCAGUCGCGACCCCCAGCGACACAUUCUACCCUGGAUGAUUGAUUUACCGGGUGACUUCGACCAUUGUGCUGUAUCUUCAAGGCCGAUGAACUAGGCAAAGAUUGCAAGUUCAUGUCUUUUUUCAUGAACAGUAAAGCCGACAUUUUUGCGAAGUUUGUGUUUGUCGUUUCUUGUCUUUAUGAAUGUCCCGAAAGGGUAGUUUUUUUGUGCUCAGACUGUCAGAUCUCUGAAUCCGUCAAUUUGCGUCGGAUUGCUCCUUCGUACUGAAUGGUUAGUUGUCUCACCAGUCUGACACGCAGUACUUCGAAAAAC